AUGUCCACACAAAAGUUAAAUCUAUACCGCGAACCCAUCGUGGAUAAUUCGAUCGCUAGAGAAGAGGUGCAUAGUUAUCAUCCCUCCACAAAUUCUUUUCAAAAUAACGAUAUAUUCACCAUUGAACUGAACCAACAAGAUGUUUUAUUUUCGUUCUUCGAAAGUUAUAUACGUAUUGAGGGAGAUUACAAAGAAAAAUUAAACGAUCCAACUGAUACUAUCCAGCUAACGCACAACUUACCAACAUAUCUAUUUGAGUAUAUCGCAUUUGAGCAUAACGGUACUGAAAUCGAACGGGUACGUGAACCCGGUUUAACAUUAUUGAUUCGAACCCUAAUCUUUAGAAAUUUAGAAAGAAGCUAUUUAGAAAUAGCUGGUUUAAAAUGGCCACCCGAAGGAAAUUUGCCUACAGUUAGUGCGAACAAGGAUUUCACGUUUCAAAUCCCAUUAAGUCAUAUUUUCGGAUUAUUUAGAGACUAUAAUCACGUUAUGAGAGGUCGCUUCAAAUUUAGAUUUGUUAGAAGUCGUACUGACUCCAAUUGUUAUAAAUCUACAUCAAAAGCCGAUUCUAGCACCGCAGAGUUUACUGUAAAAACGGUUACAUUGUUGGCGAAACAUGUGUACCCAAGCCCAUCUAUAAAGAUGAAGCUGUUAGAUGGCUUAAAUAAAAACGCAAACAUUCCCGUACCGUUUCGGAAGUGGUCUUUUUAUGAGCUACCUUCAAUGAGAAAGGGAAAUAAAGAGAUUUGGUCGGUCACGUCAACAACUAACAGAGGUAGACCUCAAUACGUUAUACAGUGA
Molecule: messenger RNA, 801 nt
Organism: Onthophagus taurus
Lineage: Eukaryota; Metazoa; Arthropoda; Insecta; Coleoptera; Scarabaeidae
Source: RefSeq, a predicted model, not a curated record